Molecule: messenger RNA, 5276 nt
Organism: Protopterus annectens (West African lungfish)
Lineage: Eukaryota; Metazoa; Chordata; Ceratodontiformes; Protopteridae
Gene: CASP9
Product: caspase 9
Exons: 11
Coding region: 155-1522 (455 amino acids)
Biological process (GO): proteolysis; regulation of apoptotic process
Molecular function (GO): cysteine-type endopeptidase activity
Source: RefSeq, a predicted model, not a curated record
CGAUUAAGACAUGCGUAUUGACAACUAAAGACGGAAGUAUUUACUAAUUCUUUUCUGAAAAGAACUGGGGGUUUCUCCCGGGACCCGUUACUAAGGAAACCGCCACCACAGUGGCUGUCAGAAUACUGAUAAAAGUCGCAUCUCUAGUGCUAAAAUGAACGAGGAACAGAGAAGGAUACUACGGAAAAAUCGGUUAAAACUAGUUUCAGAAAUACGGGUCAGCCAGCUGUAUGACUUAAUGAUUUCUUAUGAGAUUUUUACUCCUGAUAUGAUUGAGGAAAUAAAGAGUGCAGGCACAAAUAGGGACCAGGCCCGGCAGCUGAUUACUGACCUAGAAACCCGAGGGAGUCGAGCAUUCUCUGUUUUUUUGAGAUGUUUAGAAGAGACUGGACAGAACAAUCUGGCAGGCUGUUUACGAGAGGGACUUGCAUUCCCGCCAAGUGUUUCUAUGCACCUUACUCCAGUGGAUAUUUCCCAGCACAAAAGAACUGAUAAGGAUCAAGAUAAAACAUCUCUGUUACCAAAGAAGGAGAAAGAUGUAAACCUUAUAUGUCGGGAAGAGUGUCAACUGCCAUAUCCUGUGAUGUCAGGAUAUGAACAUGUUCGCGAAUAUCUGCGAUUCUUUGAGCAGUCAGUUUUGCAGAGAGUUCGACUGUCUAAUAUGGCGCCUAUGAAGGAUUAUAAAAUGAGCAGUAACCCAUGUGGACAUUGUCUAAUAAUCAACAACAUGAUAUUCCAGGAUAACAUUAAGCACCCCAAUCGACUUGGUUCCAAUAUUGACUGCAAUAAAUUGGAAAAUCUUUUUAAAUCAUUUAAUUUCCUUGUGACUGUGUACACCAAUCUAAAGAAGAUGGAACUACAGAAGGAAUUGCAUUUGUUGGCCGGCAAAGACCAUAGUGCUUUUGACUGCUGUAUUAUUAUCAUCCUUUCCCAUGGCAGUGAGACCAGCCAUAACCAGUUUCCUGGUGGUAUAUAUGGCACAGAUGGAUUAGCUCUUCCAGUUCAGCAAGUCGUGACCUACUUUGAUGGAUCCAACUGCCCAACACUGCGUGGAAAACCAAAGCUUUUCUUUAUUCAGGCUUGUGGUGGAGAGCAGAGGGACAUGGGAUUUCAUUUGACUGCAGAUGCACCUGUGGAUGCUCCUGAUGGAGAUCUUCUGCACACUGAUGCUGUACCUUUUUCUUCUGGCUGUGAGCGUUAUGAUGUAGUUGAUGCAGUAGCCAGCUUGCCCACUCCUAGUGACAUUCUUGUAUCAUACUCAACUUUUCCAGGCUAUGUCUCGUGGAGAGCGAAGAAGACUGGAAGUUGGUAUGUAGAUACACUUGAUGAUAUUUUUCAGCAGUACGCUCAUUCAGAAGAUCUGACAACAUUGUUACUAAGGGUAGCAGAUAAAGUUUCUCAAAUUUCAGCUAAAGGGAUCUACAAGCAGAUUCCAGGUUGUUUUAAUUUUCUCAGGAAACGUCUUUUCUUUAAAGUGAAAAAGAACUGGCGAGUAGCUGGAGCUGGCCCAGUCUCUGACUGACCAUAUGUUUAGUGUGUGUGAUUUUCUGUAACAAAGAUAUUCAACGUUUUUCAUAGCUGGCCUUACUGAUCCCAGUGCUGUAAAUCAGAAUUCAUUGUAAGAAUUCACACUUUGUCAAAGUAUGCAUAUGGGUGUUAAAAAGUUGUCGAUAUUUUUUAACCUUAUUUGACUCUACCUGCCUUGCCUGAACAAUAAUCCUACUUUGAGGGACACACUGCAGUGGGGAACAGCUGAGAAUUCCUACUAAAGGCCCUCUGUUCAGCAUGUUUCUUUCACUGUCACUCUCCCAUGCUGGGCACACACUUCCCACCUGCAGAGACUAUGUUGUGAAAUAAUAGCCCUAGAAGGGUAUACCUGGUUCAAUAUUUCUGACUUUUUUGUUGCCUUGUACAGUGUUUAGAUGGUGGUCCUAGUAUAUGCCAUAGGAAAGUUGUAAAGUUUGUCACUGAAGAUACCUAAAUCCUCAGUGUCCCUGCUGUUGCCAAAUCACAAUCCCAGACCCAAAGUGCCAUUACUUGUGUGACUAGGGGAAGAAACGCAAUGUAUAUUGCUGAGAGAAAUUAAUCUCAUCUAACAGGUUAAGGUGUGAGAUGCAACAAACCCAUUUUAAAAUGUGCAGGAUGGCAGCACUAAAGUUAUUCAGAACAAGGGAUUGGCCUUGGGUCUCUCACUCAUUCUCAAGCAAGAGGUGGGUAUAAGGCAAAGGGCUAAGAGGUCAGGCAUCAACCAGAACCUCAUUGUUGAGAGUCUGCCAUGUUGCUAGCACAUACUAUUUCCUCAUCUACAGACUUUCCUGUAGGUAGAGAGGGGCUAACCCCUUUAUUCCAUCCUCUGAUAAGAAAGAGGAAAAUAAAAGGCUGUCAUCUAAGCGUCACUGUAGGAAGUGUGUUCCAGUGUUUGAACUUCACAUCUCCCCCAUUGCAGUACAUGGUUGGUUGGUCUUUACAGUGCAGUGGGUCCUUAAGUCUCAGGUAAGUGCUUGAGGUCCAUUUUCUUUUUGCCUUUCUCUCUCCACCGGACUUUGCCUGGCUAAUAAGAGUAGUCAGAUGGUUCCCCGUACCCCUCCCUUCACCAAUAAGCAUAUGGUCAUGCUCAUGGCAUUGCACUGCCAUCUAUAGCACUGUUUGACAUAUGGUAGGAUAUGACUGAGUAGGUGAGUGUACUACCCUAGAGAUUGUCCACUGAUGUGGGUGCAAGGCUUGCUGGUACCAUUUUUGUUAUGAACCUCUCUUUAUGCAAAGUCUCAGUUAUCUGGUUUCCUGACUGCACCUGUCCCUUGUCUUACACUCAUGGUGCCAGUGUUAAAUAGUUUGCCGACUACUGGAACUAAUUCAUAGAAGAUUUAUCCCUUCAUGUCAGAAUCCUCUUAGCUAGAGGAAUCAGGGGGGCCAGAGAUCCUUCUCUUUCAACUAGUCAAAAGUAGUGAUAUAUGCUGUCUCUGUAGCUUCCUUCUAAAUGACCCUUACUUUGGAGAGACCCUCAAUGUAAUCCCAUUCCUUCCGACUGGCCUAGAGUUUGUUUUCUUCUUUCCAAAGUAGAAGGACCCAUGGGGUUGCUCCCACAAAACAUGACCCCAAGGUUGCUAUCCUUGUGAGCUGUAAGCACCUAGAUUUCAAUGUGUCAAGUCUUAAGAGGACAGAUACCCUAAGAAAUCCUCAGAUCAUUGGACUGUCCACUUUUGCAAACAUCCUGGGAUUGAUUUCUUUGUGAUCUCUUUAGCAUAGAACAGGUACAGAGGCCAUGUCUUAUGUACUCCGUUACUGAUUAGAGUCCAAGGUUAGAGUGAGUAAUACGCGUUUCCCCUCUGCUAUUCUGGACCUUAGAUUCCUGAAUUAUUUCCCCAUCUUUGUUGAUUCCAGUCCUGUCUUGUUAACCAGGGAGUAGAAAAGCUGGUAGAGCUCCCUCAUAAGAUCAAAGAAUAUCUGGAAGAAACUCUUUCCUCAGUGUGCUUUCAUGUAGUCCACUGUAAUUUUUGACUGGACUAAUGUUGUGGGUAGGGCAGUGGCUUCUGGGAUGUUAUUGCACUGGAUGAUAUGAAUCAGAAUGUCUUUCUUUAAGGAAGAUCAACCAUGAAAUGGCAGAUAGCCCUUAACACUGGCCAAUAAGAUUCAGGUGGUUAUCUCUCUGAACAAACAUAAAUAAAAACAUAGUGAACUAAAAGAUGACUUUAGUUAGUCAGUAAAGUGAAAGAUAAGCAGUUUCACCUAUCAAACUGUUUUAAAGAGCUUGUAAAUUUCUUCAGAUCAGUGUUAAUGCCAGAGCAACACCGAUGCUUAAUUGCAUUUCUUAACUGAACAGUGCUAAGCAUUUUAGUGGUUAAAUGAAAUUUCCUUUUAGUUUACCCAAACUGUACUCCUCUUUAAGGAAAAACAGAGAUUGUUGUUUUUAUUGCACUUUUCAUAGUAAAGUCCAGUUUGGGCAGGCUUCUCAAAGUUUAUCAAAGAGAAAAUAGACUUUGACCAUCAUUGAAUGUCUAUAUGAUGUUCUUCCUGGCUACCCCCUUCUUUUUCUUGUAGGCUUCUAGCUCAGCACCUAAAGAGUAGGAGGAUAAGGUUUAAGACAGGACCUUCAGGAGAGACAAAAGUGACCAAACAUCUAACAGCCUUCCCUUCUGAUUGCCCAAGAAAUAGACUUUUCACAGGGGCAAAGAGGCAUUUCUGACGGUACUUUCACUGGAAUAUGCAUAGGAAGCUGUUUUUCUUUCUUUUAUUGUUUGCCCUGGCUUGGAUAAUCAUUAUCAAGCAUAUUUCUUUUCUUGACACACUUAAAUAGCCACAUCUUAAAGUUCUUAGAUUUUUCCUUAUCAAGAACUUCCUUCAGUGGUGCUCAUAGGUUAGUCAUAUCCGCAACUUCUCAGAGGAGUCAUACAAAAUGUUUUUCUUUUGUGAUGAGGAAAGGAGGUUUAUUCUCAUCCCUUCCUUGUUCUGGAAUGUUUUUCAUCAUACACUGGAUCUCAGUGAUUUCAGCAAGCAUAUUAGGUAUUCCAGAUUUCCAGACAUUAUCUGUUCAGGGGUUCACUUGUCAGUGCAGUUGCAAAUAAUAUUGGUAUCACUAUUUGAAAUGAUGGUAGUGUACUGGAUUGCACUGGGAACUCCACAGAGAUUCUGAGCUUCUUAGUCUCAGCAUAAAUUUUUGUACAAAGUGUUUUGCUUUUUAGCCUGACUUCUGAUUUUAGAGUGUUCAGUAAGGUUGCUACCAUGGUAGCAGAGGCCUUGCAAGAAAAGUGUUUCCUAGUCUUCCCAUAUUUGAAUGACUGGCUUUUGGUUUCCCCUUGGAGGGUCUCCCUGGCACCAGCCCUUUCUCUUCACUGGACUUCACUGUGGAAACUGCCAUAACCCAUGAAAUGCUCAUUAGUCCCUUUGCCAUGAAUUCUCUUCAUAGUAAUGGAGUGAACACUUAUCAGAGUUGGUCAUUCCUAGCUUUGGCACAAAAACAUGGGUCUGGUGUUCUAGGUGAAGAAACAGAGGUGUCAAGACUCAUCUGUUCCUCUUUGGUCUUGAGUCUGUGGUGACAACAGAAUUAAUUGUCCAUUUGACCCAUUUACUUUAGACUGUGCUUCAUUGGAUGAUGGUGAGGUGUGUUGCUGCUUAGUCAUACACAGUCAUGGACUUUCUCCUGGUGUUGGGCCUCUACCAUAGGUUUGUAGAUUAGUGAACUGUAUUCACCAAUCUGGUAUUUGUACCCGCGGUGGUGGUGCUGCGGUAGCGUUGUCGCCUCACAGUAAGACGCUCUCUGGUUCGAUUCUCAGCUAGAG